AACAAUGUACUUUUUUGGCAAGCAGUUUGGAAGGAACAUUUGCUGUGUAAUAUUCUAAACAGGAGAAUAAUGCAUUGAGUAGGAAGAAUCACAUCCAGAUGUCUUUUAAAAUAUGAUUAAUCUUACAAAAAUGACCAUGAAAGAGAAAGUGUGGUAAAAGCUACAUUGAUUGCAUUACAAUGUGUUCAGUCCUGCAGCAGUGGUCUUCAUCUGAGCUCCAGUCUGGCAGACUGAAGCUUGCGCUGAGAGAGUGAAGAAAACGGACUCUCCGUGAAGCACCCAAUGGCCAGCCGAAUAACCCAAAGGAAAUAAAUGGUGAAGUUUGAUGCUUCUUUGUUCAGGGCAAGUAUAAGUUGCAAAGAUGGUCGUUGACGGCAGUCUGCGAAAAGAAGAAUACGUCGCCGGGCUGCUUGUGCUGGUGGCGGCGUUUGGGCUCUUCAUGCAUGAAGUCUCUGCUUUUCCUGCCUGGAGAUUUGAGGAAGAAGCUCUCAUGUCUGGUGUUUUAAUCAUUGGUAUUUGCAAAGACGCCCGCUCCCAUGUGCUUCACCUUUCAAGAAACAAACGCUACACGCUUACUCCAGAGAAACUCAAAUGGGACAAGUUCAAGCUGACCUACAAACUCUUGUCAUUUCCAAGGAAUCUUUUGAAUGCUAGUGACACUCGGAGAGGCAUAGCCAAAGCUUUCUCCAUGUGGAGUGAUGUCUCGCCCUUCAGUUUCCGUGAAGUCCCUGCUGAUCAAGAGGCGGACAUCAAAAUUGGUUUCUACUCUGUAAUCCACACCGAUUGUCUCCAUUCGUACCUGCACCACUGCUUCGAUGGUAUCACCGGUGAACUGGCCCACGCCUUCUUUCCACAGACUGGAGAGAUCCACUUUGACGACGAUGAGUACUGGAUUCUAGGAAACAUGCGCUUCAGCUGGAGUAAAGGAGUGUGGCUGACGGAUCUUGUUCACGUGGCAGCUCAUGAGAUUGGUCACGUACUGGGUUUAAUGCAUUCCCAGAACCCCAAAGCAUUAAUGCACCUCAACGCCACACUGACAGGCCGCAAACUCAUCACUCAGGAUGAAGUCUGGGGCUUACACAGACUCUACGGAUGUUUGGAUCGAUUAUUUAUCUGUCCUGCCUGGGCAAGAAAGGGUUUUUGCGAGAGCAAGAGGAGGUUAAUGCAGAAACACUGCCCUUCCAGCUGUGACUUCUGUUAUGAAUUCCCAUUUCCCACUGUCCCACCAACUGCAGCCCCCCCACGAACUAAACACAAGUUUGUUGUGGAGGGAAGGAAUCUCACCUUCCGCUGUGGUAAGAAGAUAGCAGCCAAGAAAGGCAAAAUCUAUUGGUAUAAGGAUGGCGAGCUUCUGGAAUCUUCUCACCCGGGCUACACUUCCUUGAAGGAUGACCACAUUACUAUUGUUGCAAACGCUAUCAAUGAGGGCACAUACACCUGCAUUGUGAGGAAGAAGAACAAGGUGCUGACCACGUACUCUUGGAGAGUACGAGUGCGUUUCUGAAGGCUGGAAAUACUCUCAGAUGAUAUAACCAAAACAUUCAAAUGAAGACAUGCUGGGUAAAAGCAGACCCGAACCGGCCUCCCCUGAUCCCUCUGUCCUCAUUGGAAUAGCACUAGUCUCUGGAUAGCCGCAGUGUUGAAGAAUCACAACUGUAGUGAUCAGGGUUGAAAAAAUAACGGCUGAAAAUUCUGUCAUUUACUCACUCGCGUGCCGCUCCAAAAUACUACUCAUCCCAUCGUUGGGUUAAAAAGUGGACAAACCCAACUCUUGGGUUAAAUUAACCCAGAGAAUGUUUAUAUUUGACCCAACAAUGGGUUAAACAACCCAGCAUAGCUUAAUUUAUAACCCAAUGGUUGGGUUUGUCCAUUUUUGACCCAAUGCUUGGUUGAAAUAACCGACCAUUGUGUGGAUGACUCUUUCUGCAGAACACAAAUGGUGAUGUUUGUGAUGAUCUAUUUUUCCAUACAAUGGAGUUGAACCAAAAAGAUUAUAAGAUUACUUUGACAAACAGACCAAGUUGCAAUUCACAGAUAAAAAGGAAAUCAUGUUAUCUUGUGUAUACAGAUCCCAAAUGAAACAUUGGAGAUUUCAAUAAAGUCAAAUGUCACGACGGUGAGUAUAUUCAUUUUUGGGUGAACUGUCACUUAAGUUCACAACAGAAAAGAGAAACGUUGAACACAUCAAAAUUCCAAUUCAUCAUAAAAAACCCAGUAUUUUUAAUGUCAGGGUUUUUACAUUUGUGUGUUGUAAAUACAUUCCUUAUUUGCUAAUAAAACAAUUUAUUCUGUGAUUUGUUGUAAAUUUAAUAGAAUGUAGUAAGCCAUUUUGCUAUACAACCUGCCCAAGAAGCUUGAGCCAUCACAUAUUUUACCAAGAUCUCCAGGAGAUGCAAAUAUCUCGACUUCUCAAAGCUUCUACCAACGAGCAGCUUUGUGCUCAGCCAAGCUAAAUAUUAUAAUAAGGCCCACACAGACAACACAUUUCAGGUAGCAGUUUCCUCAGUUUGUAAUGCAG
Triplophysa rosa is the source of this 2518-nucleotide messenger RNA. RefSeq names its product matrix metallopeptidase 23ba (gene mmp23ba). Gene Ontology annotation, biological process: extracellular matrix organization; proteolysis; collagen catabolic process. Gene Ontology annotation, molecular function: zinc ion binding; metalloendopeptidase activity. NCBI's taxonomy places the organism in Eukaryota, Metazoa, Chordata, Actinopteri, Cypriniformes, Nemacheilidae. Gene Ontology annotation, cellular component: extracellular matrix. The transcript has 8 exons. Bases 362 to 1504 code for a protein of 380 amino acids. The record is from RefSeq and is a predicted model, not a curated record.